CUGGCGAGGUGUUGUUACAGCCCUAUGCUCCUCAAGGAGUAACAAUUUAAGGACUAUACUAAACUUAAAAUGGAUUAUACCAAACGAAUUGGCGUUUCAACACCCAGGAAUAACUUUUAGCAGACGACAAAACAAGUGUCAGGGUAGAUCACUCCACUACACACAACCUUUGAUCACGUCCACGCUUUGAUCGUACCUCUAAGACCAUGUCUGUUGCUGCAAAGUUUCGGGAAGUUGGAAAGAAAAUUGUUUGUGUCGGAAGAAAUUAUGGUGCACAUGCAGUAGAGCUGGGGAACCCAGUCCCAGAAAAGCCUAUUUUGUUCUUGAAGCCAACGACUGCGUAUUUGUCAGAGGGGCAAAAAAUAAAGAUGCCUAAAGGCUGUACAACUAUGCAUCAUGAGGUAGAACUAGGAGUGGUCAUUGAACGUGCAGGAAACGGCAUAAGUGAAUCAUCAGCCUUUGACUAUAUAGGGGGCUAUGUUCUUGCUCUUGACAUGACUGCCCGUGACUUCCAAGAUGAAGCAAAGAAGAAGGGGCAACCAUGGUCAUUAGCAAAAGGCUUCGACACCUCAUGUCCAAUCAGCAGCUUUAUACCAAAGGCCAGAAUCCCAGACCCACACAAUAUCCAGUUGUGGUUAAAGGUAAAUGGUGCUGUAAGACAAGAUGGUAACACAAAAGACAUGAUCUUCACCAUCCCAUCAUUGAUUGCAUACAUAAGCCAGUACUUUACUCUUGAACCUGGUGAUGUCAUCCUUACGGGUACACCUAGUGGGGUAGGACCUGUUGUUUCAGGAGAUACAAUCCAUGCAGGACUUGCAGAUAUAAUAUCUUUCCAGUUUGUUGUCCAGUAACAGUGUUGUAAUUAUCCUUUUUAAAAUAACACAAAAAGUGCAAAAUUAGAUGAAGUUAAAUAAUUAAAUAUCAUGAGGUAUGUGGGUAGGGAGCACUUGAAUGUUUUCUUUGUGUACCAAUGCCAGAAGAAUGUCAAACGAAUGAAAAUCUGAAAAGUUUUGGAGGUGGGUAGAAUGGAGAUCAGCACUAAACUGUUUUGUAUGCCUGGAGCUUAACAGCCUUGGCAUUAAUUUGGCUCAGAAUUUUAUGUAAAAUCAGUUAACUACAAUACUCUACCAAAAAAUGUAUCUGGAGUUUAACUUGUACUAUACGGUGCGCUCAGUUUAGAAGAUAUAAUAUUGAUUGCUGCCCACCAUACAAUAACACUCAGUUUAUUUUAAAACUUUGUUUAAAGUUAUUUUACUAUUGUAGGGGUACUUAAAAUGAGUAAACAUAGAUGCAAUUGUAUUCAAGUAACAUUUUUUUAUGUGUGUAAAACAAAGAGAAAGACACAAAAGAGCGCAUGGUUUUCUUGCUUUCACUACACACAGUCGAGAGAGACUUUGAAUUCAAUUUCAUAUCUCAUAAAAAGUGUUAGAUUCUGAGUCAUAAAGUUUUUGUUCAAGAAGUGACUCUUUUAUAGUCUCUGGUGAAGAAAAGUGAUUCGCAUAAGUGAUUCAUAGAGAAUAAGAGAUUCAUACUUUCUGUGUCAUUUUAAAAAAAAAUUGUUAUUUUAGAUCUGUGGUUCUCAUCCUGUGGGGUGCGCCAUAUAGCUGGUCAUUUCUUGACGUUUCUCAUAUCUGUAUUACAGUAGUGAAAUUAUCUUCCAUUGUAAAAUUAAACUAUAGUAAGGAGGAGGGGAACAUGGAUAUACCUUUUUUUUCGCCUGGAAGGUGUCAAAGUAAACAGAUGAAAAACGCAUUUUAGAUAAUAUCUUUACAUAGCGACAUACUAUAUUAUUUGAAAUUCGUGGUUAUAAAUUGUUGAUACCGAUGUUCUUACAUUUUCAGGGAUAGUGGUAAAUCUGAAGAAUUUAGUGAUUGAUCGCUUUAUAUUUUCAAUUUUGCAAAUGUGAACAGCUAUAUUUCACAUAGUUGUAUAGAAAAAUAAUAAAAAUUGAAAGAUCAUGUAUAGAAUUAGCUGGAGCUAGGAAACUUUUUCUCUUCAUGAUGUUAUAUUGAUAAUUUUAUGCCACAUUAUGGACAUCUCAGUCAUACAUAUUUCAUCUUUUUGCAUUCACCGUUUUUAAAAACUUGUUAUACUUUUAAAGUUCAAUCAUUUUCUUUACUUGGACAUCAGCUAGAGUGACUGCUAGACCAUUUUUGUUGUUUUGCACUUGCAAAGAAAGUUUUUGUGUAUUAAUCCAAAAUAAAGCAGUGGAGGAGGCCAGCAAAACAGUAUACAAAUUUAAACAGUGAUAUCUGAGGCAGUUGCAAUAAAAUUUCGGUAUUCUAAGGAGAAUCAA
Messenger RNA from Pomacea canaliculata, 2296 nucleotides. RefSeq names its product acylpyruvase FAHD1, mitochondrial-like. Bases 207 to 851 code for a protein of 214 amino acids. The transcript is spliced from 4 exons. The record is from RefSeq and is a predicted model, not a curated record. Gene Ontology annotation, cellular component: mitochondrion. NCBI's taxonomy places the organism in Eukaryota, Metazoa, Mollusca, Gastropoda, Architaenioglossa, Ampullariidae. Gene Ontology annotation, molecular function: acetylpyruvate hydrolase activity.